Molecule: messenger RNA, 866 nt
Organism: Osmerus eperlanus (European smelt)
Lineage: Eukaryota; Metazoa; Chordata; Actinopteri; Osmeriformes; Osmeridae
Gene: cox19
Product: cytochrome c oxidase assembly protein COX19
Exons: 3
Coding region: 109-387 (92 amino acids)
Biological process (GO): mitochondrial respiratory chain complex IV assembly
Cellular component (GO): mitochondrial intermembrane space
Source: RefSeq, a predicted model, not a curated record
GUCUGGAACAGACGUCAUCGGUAGGGCGACAGGAAGCUCGCCGUUUUUAUCUAAAGGUCGUGUUUGUUUGUGUUGCUUUGAGUUGUCAAGCUUUCCAUUUAAAUAAUCAUGUCGACUGCUAUGAACUUCGGAAGUAAGUCCUUUCGGCCUCGUGCCCCAGACAAAGGAUCUUUUCCUUUGGAUCACUUUGGAGAGUGUAAAGCCUUCAAAGACAAGUUCAUGAGGUGUUUGAAAGACAACAGCUUCGAUAACUCCAAAUGUAGGCUCCAGUCGAAAGACUAUCUAGGGUGCAGGAUGGACAAUCAGCUGAUGGCUCGGGAGCCUAUGGAAAGACUCGGCUUUAAGGACCUGAUAGAUCCUCCCAUCCAGGACGAGGCUAAACCAUGAACUACAGACAGGGACAAAAUGACCCUGAGAGGGUGCAAUGACUGACUUUUGAAAGUGAAGCCUAUUGGACACCAUGUACAUAUAAUUACAUUGUAAUGUUUUGUUUAUAAAUAUUUUGGUUAUUUAAACUAUCAUGGCUUGGGUGCUCUGUGACCUACUGCAUGGCUACUUAGUUAUGGUCAAGUUUCUGACAAACAGGUUAUAUAUAAUUCAAACAUGAACUUUAUUGUCAGCACAAAUACAGGCCAGAUCCAUGUGGAGACAGACCAACUACAAUGGGGGACUUCAUUAAAGCAAAAUGUAACCUACUUUUACUACAAAAAGUAAUACAAGAAUCCUGUAAAAACACAGAUUAAAAAGAUACAGAUCACAUUUCCGUCUUCCACAAGAUAGGACACCAAGAACCCCAGUUUGAGGAAGCGGAUCACCCUUCAGUUGACGGGGCUUGCAUAUCAUCAGCCAUUACAUAACCACGAUGU